Pecten maximus is the source of this 2749-nucleotide messenger RNA. Its product is annotated as L-xylulose reductase-like. Lineage: Eukaryota; Metazoa; Mollusca; Bivalvia; Pectinida; Pectinidae. Gene Ontology annotation, molecular function: carbonyl reductase (NADPH) activity; L-xylulose reductase (NADPH) activity. Bases 123 to 869 code for a protein of 248 amino acids. Gene Ontology annotation, biological process: xylulose metabolic process; glucose metabolic process. The record is from RefSeq and is a predicted model, not a curated record. The transcript is spliced from 2 exons.
CAGCAUUAUGGUAAUAUGGUAAUACUAAAACUGUUUACAACGUUCAUGUCUUAUGUUACAGAAAGGUGCUUCCACGAUAACAAACAAGAGGAACAAUUACAAGGUUACCUAAAUUGUUCAGCAUGUUUAACGGUAAGCGGGCCUUGGUAACUGGCGGAAGUAGAGGAAUCGGUCGAGACAUUGUACGCAAACUCAGUAAAGAAGGCGCCAAAGUCAUCACCCUUGCGAGGGACCCAACCAAUCUAGCGAAACUUAAAGCCGAGUUACCGAACGUGCAGACAAUCCAGGUGGACUUAUCCGACUGGGACGCCACCAGGAGUGCCCUGACGGGGCUGGAACCUGUCGACUUUCUAGUUAACAACGCUGCUAGUGGUGGAUUUGCUACAGUCGAGUCGGUCUCCAAGGAACUCCUUAGUAACCAGUUUGACGUUAACGUAAAAAGUGUAGUGAACGUGACCCAGGCAAUGCUCGAGGGCAUGAAGUCAAGAGGUAAAGGGGCGGCGAUCGUGAACGUUUCAAGUCUAGCCAGUCAACGUGUCUUCCCUAUGAUUGCCGCAUACGGGAGCACUAAGGCUGCUCUCGAUUUCCUUAGCAAUUGUAUGGCAAUGGAGUUUGGUCCUUACAACAUCCGGGUUAAUUCAGUUAACCCAGGUAUCGUCUACACCGAUAUGGGUGAUGCCUGGGACCCAAACGCUGCAAAGAAACUUCUGGAAAUGGUUCCCGAAGGAAAAUGGCCAACAUCGGAAGAAGUAGCGGAUGCAGUUGUUUUUCUCUUGAGUGAAAAGGCCGUGAAUAUCAAUGGAACGUGUCUACGUCUAGACGGCGGAUUAGCACACGCUGGCUUUGGUGUACCAUUUGAAGGACUAUAAAAGAGACUGGUUUUAAAUGAUCCGUUUAAAGAAUAUGUGCUAAAAUAAAGAGAUCACAUCAACCUUAUCUAAUAGAAAUUAGCCGGGAAUGUAAUGGACUUUAGUAUCUAAUUGGCAGGUUGAAAAGGCAUGCACGAAUAUUUGUAUUGCUGCUAUUCAUUCGAUUUUUAAUUAUUUAAACGGAUCAAAAGAGUACAAAUGAAUAUGUCAAUAGAAAUAAAAAAGAAUGAAUACUGAUUUUUAUAGUGACAUCGUAUCUUUGGACAGAAAAAGCGAUAUUCCUGAAGUAGCUUUGAAUCUAUAAAAAUGGCUACUCUCUAUUUAGUAUUAUUGAAGUUAGGGAACAUGAAUGUUGUGUCACCCCUGUCUACAGCUGUUGGUGUUUACAGAGUAGAAUUAAGACUAACACGGGUACAAGCUAUGUAAAUUCUGGUCGCCGUAGGGUGAACUGGUCGUUGGCGGCCUUGGUCGUCAUACCGUAAACCAGUCGUCGGAGGCCUUGGUCGUCGGCCGUGGCCAGCCAUCGGUAUCGCUCUCUACAUUUGCGGAAGGAUAAUUUAUUUUUAGAAGACAUGGUGGUCUAGUGGUAGGACGAAAGCCUACGUUACCGAAGAGUCUCUAGGGUCCCGGUACGGGCGCUGUGUUGUAUCCUUGAAUAAGAUGGUUUCUCCUCUGCGUUCCAGUAGAUUUCAGCUGUAAACGAGUACGUGGUCAGAAAGGGCAAGUUAUGUCGUGUGUAAGCUGCCAAACUGGCAGCUCCGGCUGUAUACUCCCCAGACAGUUGAGAAAGACAUUGGCUGGUCGCUAAAGGCCCAAUACUAAUAUGUGGACCUGUUUGAGAUGGCUAAUUAGAUGAUUUGUGUCGGCUAUGUAGCUGUUAUAUAGCGGGAUCGCGUGGACUUCUGAAUGAUGCUUUAGUGGAUAGUUAUCUAAAAUAAUAAUUAUAAUAAACCUAUCAAGCUUAAACUUCCGAAAAAAAGUAAAAGCUAAUGUUGUCAUCAUAAAUGGAGAUUUCAUGCUACAGUCCCACUAGAAAAAGAGAAUUUAUACUUCAGUCUCACCAGAAAUAGAGAUCGUAUGCUACAGUCCCAACAGAAAUAGAGAACUUUGAUUUAAACCAGGACCAUUUAACAGACAAUCCUUUAUGUAAUUGUUCAGAUGACCAUGAAACAGUUUCUCAUUUUUUUCUAGAUUGUCCUCUACAUAAUGACUUGCGGAUAAAUUUGUUUACUUCCCUCAAUAAUUUUAAUAUUGACCAUAACCAUAUUUGUAUUAACAUUAUUUUAAAUGGAUGUCCUAGUUGUGAUGGAAAUAUUAACAGAGUAAUACUUAAUGAUGUCCAAAAUUUUAUAGGAAAAUCUCAUCGUUUUAACUUAUAUAAGAUCUAGAAAGCCAUCAUACUGUUCAUCUUGAAAAAUACUACUUCUUAAUGAAAUUAAUAAUUUUUAAUGUAAGUUAAAUAUCAUAUAUAUAUAUAUAUAUAUAUGAACCCAGUUGAACAUAGCUGAUAUUUAUUUAUGUAUUAAAAUAUACUUGCAUUGAGUUUAGUUCCUGUUUUCUAUAUAUUAAAUCAGUGUAUGAAUAAAGUCAUUAACUACAGUAUUAUUAAAAUUACAUAAAUUAUAUGCAUAGAAAAUUCCUAUACAGCUCAGGUGGUGAUGACCUGUGCAAUAUAGGCACAUGGACUUUUGGUCUAGCCACCUGUUACUGUCUCUAUAUUAAUUAACUUUGAUGUCUACAAUUGUUUAUUUAUUUCCUUCGGAACUGAAUCACUGUUAUAUUUGUUUAUAUUGAUAUUAAAGUGUGUAUGUGUGUGUGCAAGUGCUUUAUGUAACAUAUUCUGUGUUUAUCUUGUGUUGAAAAAUAGUUACUUCCCUUAA